Molecule: messenger RNA, 1563 nt
Organism: Amblyraja radiata (thorny skate)
Lineage: Eukaryota; Metazoa; Chordata; Chondrichthyes; Rajiformes; Rajidae
Gene: mettl18
Product: methyltransferase 18, RPL3 N3-histidine
Exons: 1
Coding region: 59-1189 (376 amino acids)
Biological process (GO): peptidyl-histidine methylation, to form tele-methylhistidine
Cellular component (GO): nucleus
Molecular function (GO): protein-L-histidine N-tele-methyltransferase activity
Source: RefSeq, a predicted model, not a curated record
GUCACGGGGAGCGACGGUUGGAGGCGGGGACGGUUUGCUGCGGGCGGCGGCGCGAGCCAUGGAAUUCAAAUUCGACUUCCCGCUGGGCUACAGCCCCGAGGCACGAGGGAGCCCCGAGACCGGCGACCGCGAGCGCCCGGAGCCAGCGGUUGCCCAGUGUCCGGAGCCAGCGGUUGCCCAGUGCCCGCUCCGGGAGCACGUAGCCGGCGAGCUCGCGGGGCUCGGCGCGCUGCUGGACAGGGGGGCGGUAUCGGUGCUGAAGGCCGGGGGUCUGCGGAUCAGACACAUCGAGCCGUCGACCUUGUUGCUGGGCGGGAGAGUGGAGGGUGAGGGGUCAGGUCCCAAAGACGAGGCUGAAGGGCUGGGGCCCAAAGGCAAUGUUGAGGGGUUGGGGCCCAAUGGUGAGGUUGUGGGGUCUGGGCCCGAUGGUGAAGGGUCUGGGCCCGCUGGUGAAGGGUCGGAAUCCCGGCCAGAGAAGGAAAGGCUCUCCUGGGAUCUGUUAUCACACUCGGAUCUGCUGCCUGGCGUAUAUGAGGGAGGCCUGAAGAUCUGGGAGUGUACUGUGGACCUGGUUGAGUACAUGGCUGGGAUUGAUCUACAGGGCCUAAAGGUUCUCGACCUGGGCUGUGGUGCUGGUCUGCUUGGCAUCGCUGCCCUCAGCAAGGGCGCAGCCUGCGUCCAUUUCCAGGACUACAACAGUGAGGUGCUGGAGCAGCUCACCAUCCCCAAUGUGGCCCUGAGCAAGGCUGAGCCAGGACAUUCACUUCCUGGGACCAAUCAAGAUUCUGAGCUGGAAGAAAAUUAUGAGCCAUCUGGGAAACGCAGCAGAGCUGAAGGCUCCCCCCUCUCCCGCUGUCGCUUCUUCUCAGGCCCUUGGUCCCUCUUUGGUCAAGUUCAUACAGACCGUGGUGCCUCCUUGAAGUACGAUGUCAUCUUGAGUUCUGAGACACUCUACUGCCAAAAGAGCUAUGCAGCGCUGCACCACGCUCUGUCCAGUCUGCUGUCAGACCAAGGAACCAUCUACCUGGCCACCAAGGCUCAUUACUUUGGGGUUGGUGGGGGCAUCCACCUCUUCCAGAAGUUUGUAGAAGAGAAGCAGAUCUUUGACAUAAGGACUGUGAAAGUAAUUGAUGAUGGACUUCAGAGAUGUAUCGCAUUAAUGUCCUUCAGGAGGGGAAAGUCGUCUUGACCUUCACUGCAUUAUGAUAAUGGUUAGUUUGUGGAGCAUUGUCUUACUCUUGAAAUAGAAAAGGGACAUUUUGUGCCAAGUGAAACUGUUGUCUUAACAUUCUGUAUGUCAACAAUAUGUCUUUAAAUAAACCAACGUUUUAUAAUUUCCUUCAAAUGCAAUGCCUUCUCGGAGUAAAUGUAAUUACAAUACACCAUUAGCUGAUCAUGAGUCAAAUUGGAUGACUGAAUGGUUAUUUGCUCAUAUUUAAUGCAAGUAUCUAAACAAAAAGAAUAGAGCUCUGGCAACUAGUUAGAUUUGAACUCUGGACAUACCACUGCAAUGAUGACGGAAUCAUGCACUCUGAAACGUAUUUCCGUGGGGUCUACCUCAGA